AAGAAGAAGAAGAAGAAGAAGAAGAAGAAGAAGAAGAAGAAGAAGAAGAAGAAGAAGAAGAAGAACAACAACAACAACAACAACAACAACAACAACUUAGGAAAAUCAAUAGGGUCCCCUAAAGAAUAUGAAGAAGAAUCCCAGCAAAAACAAUCGGUGUUCUACGCGCUGGUGCUUGGCCCCCUAAUAAACAGGAGAGCAGGGGGUGGGGGCAUAUAUAAGCACAGACUGGCUGCCUGUUCUGCCAGGUUACAGUCCGCUUGUAGAUUGUGCAAUGUAGUCGAAAUCUGGAGUUUUAACUUCCAACAGAAGUGGCAUUCACAAUAGUCCAUGCACAUAUUUAACACAAGAAAGAACCUUACACAAAUCGGUCUUCUUCUAUAUAGCCUAUAUCUACUGUGGAGACAUACGUCGUCAUAUUUUAAACGAAGAAAACUAGAAUGAACUUAACGCCGCAGCUCUUGGAUCUCUUGCUGGAAGCCUCAAACUUCUCCAGGAGGCAGUUCAUCCAGGAAUAUGGUCCACCGCCCCUGGUGUACAUCCCACGGCUGCCCACUGCACUGCAACCCAUCUUUGGCCUCGUCUAUGUGCUGAUCUUCAUCCUGGCUCUGGUUGGCAACACAACCGUGCUCAUUCUGCUGUGUCGGAGGAAAGCCCUGCAGUCACCCAGCACCUUCUUUAUCUGCUCAUUGGCGUUGAGUGAUCUUCUGAUCUCCAUCUUCUGCAUGCCUGCCACAUUGCUCCAGCAUUUCUUCACAAACUGGUUGGCAGGCGAUUUCCUGUGCAAGUUAAUACCAUUUCUGCAGGUGACUGCCAUAGCAACCAGCAUUCUCACAAUGACUUGCAUCGCCGUGGAACGAUUUAAAGGAAUUCUGUACCCACUGAAGCUACAGAGUGGCUAUUCCCCAUGUCAUGCCAUGAAGAUGCUUGGUCACAUGGUCUUCAUCAUUCCAUCCGGUUCAGCUGAACAGCUAUUUCCAUUUCUUCCAGUCGCCGUGUGGUUGAUUGCUCUGGCAGUUGCAGGCCCAAUGUGGUAUGCACACAAAGUGGAGGUGAAAUAUGACUUCCUGUAUGACGUGCAUUACACGUGCUGCCAAGAAGUGUGGCCCCACCCGAAGCAGAGGCAGACCUAUACCACUGUCCUCUCAGUCCUCGUCUUUCUGGUCCCCAUGCUGAUCAUGGCUGUGCUGUACGGGAGGAUAAUGGCAGAACUGUGGGGUAAACACAGAGUCCACGAUGUCAUGUUUCAGGCUCUCCCGGGGUCAGAGAUCAAGAAGAUCACCAGAAAGAGAAGACAUGCUGUGAAGAUGAUGGCCACUGUGGUUCUCCUGUUUGCCAUCUGCUGGGCUCCUUUUCAGUUAGUCUCCCUUCUCUCUGACUACGGAAUGCUGAACUUGAACUCAGAUCAUGAGUUCAUGGUGUUCAGCACGGUCCAGAUUUUGGGAUUCAGCAACUCCGUGUGCAACCCGCUGGUGUACGCAGCCCUCAACAACAACUUCAAGAAGGACCUGGUGGGCUUGCUGAGGCGGGGCAGGGGGAAGGGCUGGUGCCCGCCCCGGCAGCUGAGGCGGAAGGUUCGGGUGGGUGUCUCGGCCAAUGAGCCGCCCUGUCUCAGGAAGUGUGCGGAGCGGGACACCAACAGGGGGGCGCGCCAGUGGAGCAGGGUGGCCUGGGAGGCGGAGCCCACCACUUCACGCACCUUCCCUCAAAGUCACCUCUUCAGGGUGGCCACCAAAAAGACCAGCAGCCCGCUGCUGCUCAGUGUCACUGACCCCCUCCCCGUUAGCACCUCCCGCUCGUAAGCACCAACACACUCCUACCCCUGCUAGGUGCCGACUGUGGCCGGUAGCUGCAUAGGGUGAUGUGCGGUUGCCAUCUCCCAGGGUACAGUAGGGAUGCGUUUUAUCGCUCUCUGGCAACCCCCACAGGCCGAUCAGGCACCCGCGGACUGCAUGCCAAAGCCGCGUAUGAAAUGUGCGCCUCCGAGCUUGGAAGCAGUCUGUGGUGUGAAAAGCAGGAGGCUGGUGACACGCCAUCGUUUUCCGGAGGAGAACCGCGAUGUCUUCAUGCUGCUGAAUUGGCAGCGGAGAUUGCACCUGAACAUGGCUACAAAAAUCAGUUGUGUGUUACAAGUUAGGGUGGGAAUUGGACAUGUUCAGCCCAAUCUUGAGGGCCAAAUUUUAAUAAUAAUUUUUUUUUAAAACACUGUAAUUACGUGUAUGUGUUUGGGUGUUUAAAUAUUUUUUUAAUUGAUCAAUGGGCAUUAUUCUUGAGGGGAAAAAAAUCGGUGCUUUGCUGACAAGCAUUUAUAUAAUGGAAGUCAAAUCAGAAGUUAACAAGAUUAUCGUGAUAGAGUUGCAUCUCUUUAGAGUUUAGGGAGUUUUCAUUGCUCUUUGGAAUUGGCAAGAAGGCACGUUGUAUUUCAAGCACUGUGUAUAUGCAUUUUAUCAGAUAUGUGGUAAAUGUAAAUGCAAGCAAGUAAACCAA
Messenger RNA from Anguilla rostrata (American eel), 2487 nucleotides. Its product is annotated as pyroglutamylated RF-amide peptide receptor. The record is from RefSeq and is a predicted model, not a curated record. Bases 441 to 1802 code for a protein of 453 amino acids. Gene Ontology annotation, biological process: cellular response to hormone stimulus; G protein-coupled receptor signaling pathway. NCBI's taxonomy places the organism in Eukaryota, Metazoa, Chordata, Actinopteri, Anguilliformes, Anguillidae. Gene Ontology annotation, molecular function: neuropeptide Y receptor activity; peptide binding. Gene Ontology annotation, cellular component: plasma membrane. The transcript is spliced from 7 exons.